Molecule: messenger RNA, 5687 nt
Organism: Oryza sativa Japonica Group (Japanese rice)
Lineage: Eukaryota; Viridiplantae; Streptophyta; Magnoliopsida; Poales; Poaceae
Source: RefSeq, a predicted model, not a curated record
CACGACGAGCAGAAUGAUGAUGGUGCUGAAAAAUCGGAUAAUCAAGUUGUGGAUUCUCUUAAUGAACCCAACAGAAGUAAUACAGGGAAGAAGCGGGGAAGACCAAAGAAAGUGAAAGCAGAGCAGGAGGACAGUAACCAACUCUCCAACGGGAAACACCUUGGCGAAAACAAUGGGUUUUUGGCCACUAAAGGUACUCUUGGUGCUCAUGCUGCGGAACGCCAUCAUCGUCAUCUCAUGGAGAUUGCUCGAACACUUCGGAUUUCCUCUUUUGUUCCUUCUCAUUUCUAGGUGAAGUUGUUCCUAUUACAGUUUAUCUUAUUAGUAGACAAUCAUCCUCCAAAUUGUCUGUCCAAUUUUGGUGUAUCUUUGGGUUUUUGGAUGCACAUGUUUGUUCUCCUUGCACCAUAUGAGCGGACUAAGUUGGCCUUCCAAUUAGUUGAAUAUGUUUCCUUGGGUAUCGUCCUCUCGUUGCAUACUUGCUUAUUCAUCCAUUCUUUUAUAAUCCCUCCACUCAAACCUCAUAGACCCUAACAGAGUUUGUACCUUCCUCCUAUUUCAUCUAGUGAUGAUGUCUCUACAACCCUUAAUCCUGGUACUUCUAUUUCCAUCACACCCACUUCUUCUGAGCACCCUCUACCCACUUCCGCUCCACCACCACCAUCUCAUACACCUUUUAGUACAAUUAUACACUCAUUAUGCAACACCUCCCACAACACCUGCCUAGUCCUAAUGCUCCUAUUUUUGAUGAUUCCAACAAUAUUGAUGGGUCACAAGGUCACGUGCAAGAAUAUUUCGGGGCAAAAGGAGAUAGAUUAGAUUACAGGAGGAGGAAGUAACAGGAAUGGCUCUGGACCUCAACGAUGCGACGGAGCAAGAUCAUGUCAUGCUGAGAAGGCAGGUUGGUGGGGGCACUAAGAUAAAUCUUAAUAUAAUGUCUUUCUAACUCAGGUUAGUUUCUCUUCUAACUUGCUCUAUCUUAACAGACUUUAUCCAUUGACCUACGUAUGUCGUGCAGGGGUUUGGGCCCAAGACUCCCAUCCCAAUGUCCAUCACAUUGCUCCCUUCUUUUUUAGUAGCUCGUCCUCGAGCUGUAGCACACCCUUCUAGACUCAAACGACAGACUCUUUUUACAUCUCGACUUGUUAUAUAGAUUAUUUUUAAAGAAACCUAAGAUUAUUGCGGACAAUGUCACCACAUUAAGGCCAUGUUUGGUUUGGUGGGGAUUAAAGGGGAUUCGACGGAAUUGAGGAUGGAUAAUUCCACACCACAAUAGGUGUACAAUAAAUCCCCUCCAAUCCCCUUCCUUAGGCCUUGUUCGGUUAAUCCCCAUGAGGGAGGGAUUGGAGGGGAUUUAUUCCACACCUACUGUGGUGUGGAAUUAUUCCUUCUCAAUCCCCUCUAAUCCUCUUCAAUCCCCUCUAAUCCUCUUCAAUCCCCUCCAAACCGAAUAAGGCCCUAAUGGGAUUAAGCGAUUAUGAUCUAAUGGGGGUGGCGGUACCAGGGACGGGUGUUGGUGGACCCCAUCCUGAAGCCCUUAAAGAAAGGUAAGUUGUACCCAAUAUCCAGAGCUUUACAUGUUGUUGCUUGCUGUAGUAUGCCAAACCCACGGAAGUAGAUCCUGGUCUUGAAGCUUAUCGAAAACAAAUAUACCAAAUUGGCCCAUUUGGAUGACCUAGCUGAGGGAAAAGAGAUCUUAUCUCCUCGUGUAGAUGGCGCCACCCCAAACAACUUGCAUUGUCUGCGAGAAGCAUGGUAAAAGAAUAGGACUAGCCAUUGAACCGCUCGUGGUCCGGUUCAUCGGCUCACCGGUUGGAUAGACUGGGUUGAUUGCUGAACUGGCCAAAGCUAUUUAGCAUACAACAUGAUUUUAAACAAUGUGGCCACCCUACCAACCUAUGUUUGACUCCCUACCGCUCCAUCUUUUUUCCUCAUUUUCUUUAAUAAAUCAAAUUGGGCCUUAAGAUGCAGGGUGGUCCUUCCUAGGUGGGCCCAUCUGUUGGCUGAACCGCUGGUUCAUAAUACCCCAGUUCAGCCAUUUUCCUCAAAAUCUACCUAGUUCACCUGGAUCAUGCUAGUCAAAUUGCAUUGGUGGUCCUCGAAGCAAACUAACACGGUGAAUAGGGGUAGGCAGAAUAGGACCAAACCGAAAACACCGAUACCGAGAAAUUCUGUUAGUAGUUCGGUCUCAACUGUCGAAAGACCGAUUUUUUUUCAGGCAAUUCGGUCAUUGGCUUCAGUUAACCGAGAAAACCGAUUUGUGGCUCAAUAGGCCUAGGAGGCCCAAUAAGCCUAGUGAAACACAAAACCCUAGAGGGCAGCACCAGCAGGGAGUAAGUCAGCCACUCCCACUCAGCCUCACCAGCGCUGCCUCCAAUCCAUCUCUACCCUAUCCGUCGAGCGCCAUCGCGCGGUCACGCCUCCGCCUCCGCCUCCAUCGACCAUCCCGCCACCUCCGCCCUUCACCUCCAUCGCGCCGCGGGCAUCCAUCGCGCCGCCUCCUCGUCUCCACUCCACUCCACUCUCAAGCUACCCCGCCUCCAGCUCGGUGCCUCCAUCCUGCCGGCCGCAUCCGUCUGCAUCGGGGAGGCAGCAAGCCAACGGCUGUGAAUCCGUUACGAUGGCUACAUCUGUUGAUUCUUGCGAUGAUGCUUUGUAACCUCUGGGAGGUGUAUACUUUAGCUCAGAGAAAUCGAAAAUUUAAUGAACUUCUGAAUGAUGAAGCGAUAAUGAUGAAGCCUUCAAAAGAAUCGAAGAAAAGAGGUGCAGGAAAGAAACAAGAGGAAGAAGAGAAUAAUACCAUAUCCAUUGAGGAUGAAAUGUGUGAUGCGAACAAUAAGAAGGGGAAGAAGAUGCUCACUGGGGAAAAUGCUUUGAUGUGCCACCAGUGUCAAAGAAAUGACAAAGGGAGGGUGAUUUGGUGUAAAUCAUGCAACAAUAAGCGCUUCUGUGAGCCAUGCAUGAAACGAUGGUACCCAGGUUUGUCAGAAGUUGAUUUUGCUGCAAAAUGCCCAUAUUGUAGAAAGAACUGUAAUUGCAAGGCAUGCCUAAGAAUGAUAGGAGUUGAAAAGCCCCCUGAAAAGAAGAUUUCUGAGGAAAAUCAACGACGUUAUGCUUUUCGUAUUGUAGACUUGUUGCUUCCUUGGUUGAAAGAACUUCAACAGGAGCAGAUGAAGGAGAAGGAAUUAGAGGGUAGAUUACAAGGUGUUUCUAUGGAUGAAGUAAAGUUGGAACAAGCUGAUUGUGAUAUGGAUGAGCGUGUUUAUUGUGAUAGGUGCAAAACUUCGAUAGUUGAUUUUCAUAGAAGCUGCAAGGCUUGUUCGUAUGACUUGUGCCUUGCAUGCUGCUGGGAGCUUCGCAAAGGUGAGAUUCCAGGAGGAGAAGAGGCAAAGAGUGUGCAGUGGGAAGAGAGAGGUCAGAAGUAUGUUUUUGGUAAUAUUUCCAAGGAUGAGAAGAAAAGGGUAUCUUCGAAGAGGCACAUGGAGACCCCCAGUACUGAAACUUGCAAUGACAUGGCUGUUGCUGGGGACCCAAAUAACCCUUUGUUACUGUGGAAAGCUAAUAGUGAUGGCAGUAUACCUUGUCCACCAAAGGAAAUAGGGGGCUGCGGUGCUUCAUCUUUGGUACUCAGAUGCUUAUUACCAGAAAUUAUGCUUUCUGAGUUAGAACACAGGGCUAACAAAGUUAUUAAGAGAGAAGCAUUUGAUAAAGCAAUAAACGAAACAAGUGAUCAGUGCCCUUGCUUUUAUCACACAAGCAAGAUAAGAACAAAUGCUACUCGAGAGGCAGCAAACAGAAAGGGCUCAAGUGAUAACUACUUGUACUGUCCAGAUGCCAAUAAUAUCCAGGAGGAUGACCUGUCGCACUUUCAGAUGCAUUGGUCAAAAGGUGAACCGGUUAUUGUUUCUGAUGCUCUUCGGUUAACAUCUGGUCUGAGCUGGGAGCCAUUGGUUAUGUGGCGGGCAUUGCGAGAGAAGAAAACCAAUGGUGAUGUUGAAGAUGAGCACUUUGCUGUUAAGGCAGUGGAUUGCCUUGAUUGGAAUGAGGUGGAAAUUAACAUACACAUGUUCUUUAUGGGGUAUAUGAGAGGUAGAAGACAUCCGAUGACCUUUUGGCCUGAGAUGCUUAAGCUAAAAGAUUGGCCACCAUCUAGUAUGUUUGACCAGAGGUUACCUCGCCAUGGUGCUGAGUUUAUAACUGCAUUGCCAUUUCCCGAGUAUACUGAUCCACGAUAUGGCCCGCUAAAUCUUGCUGUCAGGCUUCCUGCUGGUGUACUGAAGCCUGAUCUUGGGCCAAAAACUUAUAUUGCUUAUGGAUGUUAUGAAGAGUUAGGCAGGGGUGACUCUGUGACCAAGCUUCAUUGCGACAUGUCUGAUGCGGUAAAUAUCUUGAUGCACACAGCUGAAGUGUCCUAUGACACUGAACAGCUUGACAAGAUAGCAAAAAUUAAAAUGAAAAUGAGAGAACAAGAUCUUCAUGAACUGUUUGGGGUUUCAGAAUCAGGCGCCAAGGGUAAAGCUGAUGAUGAAGCAUCGAAAAUCUCAUGUAACAUGGAAAACAAACACACCUCUAACCAAAGUACUAAGGGUUUGGACAUUAAUGCUUUACCACCUGAUGAUUCUGGAAGUGAUAUUGGGGAUAAACCAUCAUUUUGUCAAUCUGAGGUAGAAAGUGAAUUAACACAAUGUUCAAAACACAAUCACGAGGUUAAUAGUUCUGUCAAGAUGCAUGCUGGAGCUCAUUGUACUUCAGACAACCAAGGAUACAUUGACAGGAGUGGAUUCAAACGCAAAGAUUCAGACUGUUCAGACCAACAGAAAACUGGUGGCGCUUUGUGGGAUAUUUUCCGAAGAGAAGAUUCUGAGAAGUUACAAGAUUAUCUUCGGAAGCAUGCCUCAGAAUUUCGGCACAUACACUGCAAUCCAGUGAAAAAUGUUUCUCACCCAAUUCAUGACCAGACUUUCUAUUUAACUGUGGAGCAUAAGAGAAAGCUCAAGGAAGAACACGGUGUUGAACCAUGGACAUUCGAGCAGAAGCUAGGCGAUGCAGUUUUCAUUCCUGCUGGAUGUCCACACCAAGUGAGAAAUUUAAAGUCUUGCAUCAAGGUUGCUCUAGACUUUGUUUCCCCUGAAAAUGUUGGUGAGUGUGUUAAGCUGACCGGAGAGUUUAGACGUCUUCCAUCUGAUCACAGGGCUAAAGAAGAUAAACUAGAGAUUAAGAAGAUUGCUCUCAAUGCUCUUAAAGAAGUCGUAAAUUUCUUAGAUCCUUUACCAAAAGGGUCAAAGAACAGGGAUGAAGUGGUAGAAGUGACCAAACCAAAAAGGAAAUACGGUAACCGAAGAGGUGACCUGAAGAGUGGGGAAGACCAACCCAUUGAUGAAUCCAUAGAAGAAAGGAAGCCUAAAAAGCGAGGGAGAUCUAAACGGUGAUCUGAAGAUUGAAGAUCCUGUCCAACAAUGAACCAGUAGAUGACUAGAUGAGAAGCCUAAAAAACAAUUAAUGCUCUUUUGAUUAUUCAGAGGCCCAAAUGAUUGGGCUGAUAUCGCUCUGGGAUAGACUUAAGUUUCGACAGUUCAAGAAUCACCUCAGACAUCACCAUGGUGUCGAUUUUGUUCAUAUGUGGGGUGAUUGCCUUCACUAAAAUGAUGUGAUUGUUUGUUGCUGAUAGUGGCAAUUGACUUGGAAUA